CCCUCUCUCUUCCCUUUUCCGCUACAGGAAGUAAACGUGCCUAAGGUGCUCGGUUCUUCACCAGAAGCUAAGGCCCGCAAUCCGGCGACUAGCACCGUCAAAUUUAGGCAUCCACUACUAAAAAUAUCUAAAACAACAUCUACAAUGGCCUCCGUAUCUGAGCUCGCCUGCAUUUACUCUGCUCUGAUCCUCCACGACGAUGAAGUCACCGUCACCGAGGACAAGCUGAAUGCCCUGAUCAAGGCUGCUGGAGUCACUGUGGAGCCUUUCUGGCCAAGUCUCUUCGCCAAGUCUCUGUCCAGCAUCGACAUCGGCAGCCUGAUCUGCAACGUUGGGGCCGGAGGUGGAGCUCCAGCUGCUGGACCCGCUGCUGCCGGACCUGCUGCUGCUGAAGCCCCAGCCAAGGAGGAGGAAAAGAAAGAAGAGAAGAAGGAAGAGUCCGAGGAGUCCGACGAUGACCUUGGCUUUGGUCUCUUUGAUUAAAAUGUUUUUGUAAUAAAAAAACACGAGUACAAAAACAA
Molecule: messenger RNA, 521 nt
Organism: Eleginops maclovinus (Patagonian blennie)
Lineage: Eukaryota; Metazoa; Chordata; Actinopteri; Perciformes; Eleginopidae
Gene: rplp1
Product: ribosomal protein lateral stalk subunit P1
Exons: 4
Coding region: 145-483 (112 amino acids)
Biological process (GO): translational elongation; cytoplasmic translation
Cellular component (GO): cytosolic large ribosomal subunit; ribosome
Molecular function (GO): protein kinase activator activity; structural constituent of ribosome; ribonucleoprotein complex binding
Source: RefSeq, a predicted model, not a curated record